GCACGUGGUGCUUCCAAAAGACUUGGUGAAGUUGGUGCCCAAAACCCACCUGAUGAGCGACAAGGAGUGGAGAGGCAUCGGUGUACAGCAGAGUGAAGGAUGGGUGCACUACAUGAUACAUGACCCUGAGCCACACAUCUUGCUGUUUCGUCGGCCAAUUUCCAAAGAUUCUACGGCAGUGAAGAAGUAAUCCACACAAAGUCUAGUAUAUGAUGGAGUCUCACUUUAGAGAACUGGUAUAUCCUGUCCAUUGAUUCUGUUAACAUUACUCUAUAUUAGCGUCUUGAUUUUUAUUUAGAUCUAUUAAGUUCGUUUUAUUGAUCUCGUGGCAGUGUCUGAGAUUUUAAAUAUGGCAGUGCCAUUCUAGUUUUUUAUGCCCUAGUGAAGUCUUCUAGUUAUGUCUAGUGAUGGAACCCUCCGUUAUUUAUUGUUUAGAACCAUCUGAUGAUGGUUGAGAUAAAUGCGCUCCCGGGCUGCUGUUGAAUAUUUGUACAAAUUGUCUUAGGUUUUCCUAACUAGUUAUCAAUAAACUAUUUUGGUGAAUGUCAA
Hyalella azteca is the source of this 549-nucleotide messenger RNA. Its product is annotated as cyclin-dependent kinases regulatory subunit. Gene Ontology annotation, cellular component: SCF ubiquitin ligase complex; cyclin-dependent protein kinase holoenzyme complex. Lineage: Eukaryota; Metazoa; Arthropoda; Malacostraca; Amphipoda; Hyalellidae. Gene Ontology annotation, molecular function: histone binding; protein kinase binding; ubiquitin binding. The record is from RefSeq and is a predicted model, not a curated record. Gene Ontology annotation, biological process: regulation of mitotic cell cycle.